AUGGCUCCUACAAGUAACGAGUCUAACUAUCCUCAACUACUCUAUCCAAAGGGAAAAGCACCAAGUCAAAAGAAAAGCAUGAGUUUCUACAGCUACUUGUCAAAUUUUCAAAUGGUUAAAGUAGGAGUUGGAAUCGAUGCAUGGGAAGCGUUGAAAGAAUCCGCAGUUGGUGUUUUCUUAAUGUUUUAUGAACAAGAUCACAUAUUUAGUGCGAAGUUGGUCCACUACAUUCUAACUCAUCAACUCGUAGUGAAGAAGUAUUAUGAGAUAUGGUCAUUGAUUGAUUGGCAGCCAAUUCGUCUAUCAUUGAUAGAGUUUGGAGAGAUUACUGGGUUGAAUAUUGGACCGUUUGAUGUUGGAGACACUUUUGAUAUUGAUCACAGAGAGUUUUGGGAGGAAUUACAUGUUUCUCCAGUUGUUGGUCCUAACUUGGUUGAGCUGCGGGAGGUAUUAGAUAGAUGUAAGAGCUGGUGUUUUGAAAAAAGGAGAAGCGUUGGAUGGUUGUGUAUUUUGCACAUUGCUGUCUACGGCAUAGCUCCAACAGCUAGAAUUCCUUUGGAGGCUGCUAAACGAGUACUUAAUGCUGACGCUUUUGAGAGAUAUCCGUGGGGACGUGUUGCUUGCAAGAGCUUGAUACACUCUAUUAAGUGUCUCAAUUACCACGCCAAAGAAUCCUAUACAGUGGAAGGAUUUGUUUAUGUAUUACAAAUAUGGGCAUAUGAAGCUAUUACUGGCGUAGGAGAACUUUAUGGGAAUAGAAUUGAUGGCGCCAGAGUUCCAAUGCUAUCAUGGGGUGGAUCACGUCCGCGAUUUGAGCCUAGCGAGUUUCUUAGACAUGAGAAAGAAGCUCAUGAUAAUAAGGUGCGUGUGAGACAUUUUCUUUCCCUCAUGGAUGGAAAUGUCGUUCCUAAUUGGGAUAAGGAGGAGAACGAUGAAAAGGUAACCAUUCUGGUUCGUGAUAUACUUGAUGAUCAUAUCAUUCCAACUGCUUGGGAUGUCUUGGAAUCUCAAGUAUGCAUGAGAAAGAAGCGUAAAGCAUCUGUUCCCAUAAUUAAUUCUCACUAUUCCACAAACGCAAAAGUCAAAGAUCAACAAGCAAAUGGUGAUGACGAAAGGGGAGGUGCUUCAAAUGCUGCUGGAAAUGUAACGCAAGACAAUGACGUUUUUGGCAUGUUGCAUAAGCUGACUGAUAAAGUUGACAGCAUGGGAGCAGACAUUUCUAAUAACCUAUUGGCAGGAUUGGAUGCAGCGAUAGAAACAAAACUUGAUGCUGCAAUCGAAACAAAGCUUGAUGCUAGACUUAAUCCCCUAACUGAGAUGAUGGCGGCAUUUGAGAAAGAGCUAAAGAAGUUGCAAGGAAAAAAUGUAGUUGAUAUCAGUGAAGAAGGUGAUAACUCCAACAUCAAUGAAGAUGACGAAGUCUCAAGUAACCCGACUUGGAUAGUGAAGAUGAAAGCGACAUCCGAAGAUGAGCUACCAACACAAUGUGUUGUUAAGAAUGAUAAGAAGGCUAGAAAAAACCUUGUACAACUACGUCGUACACCAAUAAAAAAAAUCGACAUACAAGUACCAACACUCCUUGAUACAGCUUCAGGGGAAACAUGGCCAGAUCCCAUUCAGCGUAAGAUAUUCAAAGGAGUUGAUGCAAGUUUAGAUGAAAUUGCAGAAGCGGCUAAGAAGCGCCUAACGAAGUUAGCUCCGAGUCAACAAUUUCCAUUCGUAGGAAAUUCAACAGUGAAGCGCAUCAUCACAGGAGUAACUCCAUCACAGGAGUAA
This is a messenger RNA of Microthlaspi erraticum, 1776 nucleotides long. The record is from the annotation of a GenBank genome assembly. NCBI's taxonomy places the organism in Eukaryota, Viridiplantae, Streptophyta, Magnoliopsida, Brassicales, Brassicaceae.